UGACGUCGAUUCCGCCAGCAUUUCAUUCGCUCUUGAAAGGUGAAGUGGUUUGAUUGAAAAUGAACUGAAGACAACAAUGCAGCUUUUUGGACAUUCACGUUAAGGACAUUUGGUUUCCGUUUUUAUAUCGCUACCUGUCUCCCUACCCCCGCCUGUUGAGUGAUGUCCGAGUUGAUGGUGGCUCUGGUACAGGCCUCAGAGAAGGCAGCCAACAUCGCCCGGUCCUGCCGCCAGGAUGAAACUCUUUUCAGUCUGCUCAUAGAGGAGAAGAAGAGUGACAAGAACAAAAAGUUUUCAGCCGACUUCAAAACUCUCGCUGACGUGCUUGUCCAAGAAGUCAUUAAACAUGACAUAGGAAAACGGUUUCCAGGUCUUGAAAACAACAUAUUUGGUGAAGAAACAAAUGAAUUCAUGAAUGGACUGGGCGAGCGGAUCCAGGUGAUGUUGUGCGAGCGAGACGCCGACACCGCCAGGCUCCUCAGUAAGGUUCUGGAUGGGAACAUGCAGGCGGCCGAAGCCCUGGCGUCCGCCGCCCACCAGGACGUUAUCAUUCCCGACCUGCAAACUGGCUCUGUCCACAUCCCCAUCCACAACCUGGGCGUGUGGGUAGAUCCCAUAGACUCCACACUCCAGUAUAUCAAAGGCAUUAGCAAUUCAGUCCCAGAAGGCAGUAUCUACAGCCGAGGGCUACAGUGUGUGACCGUUCUCAUUGGUGCUUACGACUUGCAGACCGGAGAGCCACUGAUGGGGGUCAUCAACCAGCCAUUUGCAGAGAUGGACGACAGCAAAAGGUGGCAGGGCCGAUUCUUCUGGGGAAUCUCUGCAGGCCCCCUGAGUGUGAACUCCCUCUCGUCCACGCCACUCACCAGGGGGGACUCCACGCAUCCACUCCCAACCCCAAACCCUGUGGCGGACCCCAGCCUAGGGGUGCGGGGGUCCAAGCUGUCCACCGUGCUGAGCACGCGCGAGGUGAAGCGCGUCAAGGCCCUGUUCCAGGACUGCUGCGAGGGCGGCGUGUACUACGCGUCCGGCGCCGGCUACAAGGCGCUCUGCGUCAUCUUGGGCCUGGUGGAUGUGUACGUCUUCACCGAGGACUCCACCUACAAGUGGGACAGCUGCGGCCCUCACGCCCUGCUGCGCUCCAUGGGCGGGGGCAUGGCCGACCUGAAGGAUUGCCUCCGGCAUAGCCCAGCAGGGGGUGCCGAGGAGAGGCCCGAGCUGCAGUACAACACCCCCAUCGCCGAGGCCUCGGGCACGGAGAAGUGGGCCAACCGAGACGGCCUGGUGGCCUACAGGUCAAAGGCCGACCUGGAAGCCGUUCUCCAGCUGCUCACCACUGUUGAGUUGUAGUGUAGCUUUCAGUGAGAUGCAAAAGGGAUAUCAGUGCAAUAUGGAGGUUUUUAUUUACCCAUUGAGUUUAUUUAUUUAUAAUUCAGUGUUAAGGAAAAGGUGUUCCAUAUGCCAUUUUAUCUUUUUUGUUUGUUUUGUUUUUUAACACAACGUUAUGUUGAGGUGUCAUGCAUUUAUUAUUAAGUUUUACUAAAUGUAUUGCAACAGGCUAUGCACUGAUAGCAGCCAAUUUAUUCAUGUGUUAUUUAUUAGUGUAAUGUUAUUUGAACAGCUGGUUUCAAGAAUCAACACUAGCAAUACUGUAUCCCAUUUGAAAUACUGUAUUUGACUGCAUUUUUGUUGUAUUAAGCUACUUGGAAAUGACUGGAUGAAGGACUGGUGUGUUUGUGCUCCUCACUGCAAAUGAUGUUUACAUGAAGCACAAACCAGAUUAAACAGGGGUUGCACAUUUUAA
This is a messenger RNA of Alosa alosa (allis shad), 1804 nucleotides long. Its product is annotated as inositol polyphosphate 1-phosphatase-like. The transcript has 6 exons. Gene Ontology annotation, molecular function: inositol-1,4-bisphosphate 1-phosphatase activity. Gene Ontology annotation, biological process: phosphatidylinositol phosphate biosynthetic process. Lineage: Eukaryota; Metazoa; Chordata; Actinopteri; Clupeiformes; Clupeidae. The record is from RefSeq and is a predicted model, not a curated record. Bases 163 to 1350 code for a protein of 395 amino acids.